AUGGCCACAGGCAGCCUCAGCCUCGGCCUCAGCCUCAGCCUCAGCCACAGCCACAGCGGCCCACACCCCCGACGGCUACCGCCAAGCCACACCUGCUGGCCCGUGCGCCAGGCCCCGCGGAAUCGCUCGCCUGGCCGCGCACAAAAUCAAAUUUGCUCCAAAAUCCAUCGCCCUCCAUCCGACAUCGUCGCCUGCCCUGUCAAGAGACCUGUCCAGACAGCCCUAUUCAACACCGCCAAAAUGCCUCGCGAGGUCGCCGACAUCAAGAAGUUCAUCGAGAUCUGCCGUCGCAAGGACGCUUCGUCCGCGCGGAUCAAGAAGAACAAAAAGUCCAGCAAUGUCAAGUUCAAGGUCCGAUGCCAGAAGCACCUGUACACCCUGGUGCUCAAGGACACCGAGAAGGCUGAGAAGCUGAAGCAGAGCCUGCCUCCCACUCUGUCCAUCUCCGAGGUCGGCAAGAAGAUCUAA
Ustilaginoidea virens is the source of this 468-nucleotide messenger RNA. RefSeq lists its product as uncharacterized. Gene Ontology annotation, molecular function: structural constituent of ribosome. Gene Ontology annotation, cellular component: ribosome; cytosolic large ribosomal subunit. Gene Ontology annotation, biological process: protein-RNA complex assembly; translation. Bases 1 to 468 code for a protein of 155 amino acids. The transcript is spliced from 4 exons. NCBI's taxonomy places the organism in Eukaryota, Fungi, Ascomycota, Sordariomycetes, Hypocreales, Clavicipitaceae. The record is from RefSeq and is a predicted model, not a curated record.